Molecule: messenger RNA, 886 nt
Organism: Marasmius oreades (fairy-ring Marasmius)
Lineage: Eukaryota; Fungi; Basidiomycota; Agaricomycetes; Agaricales; Marasmiaceae
Exons: 1
Coding region: 54-881 (275 amino acids)
Source: RefSeq, a predicted model, not a curated record
GUGACAUCGUGACAUGCUUCUUGCUGUUUACGGCAAUACGCCCUCCACUUUUCAUGGUCGACACUGUUGCAAUUAUUGUUGCUGCUCUCGCUUUGUUGGGAACCCUGGCACAGGCGGUCAUUAGUGGCUGGAUCAAUUUUCACUCGGAGGACAGAAAACGACGAGACCAGCUUCGAGAUGUUAUUGCCAAGUACCGCGACCCACUAUGUCGAGCGACAGAGGACCUCUCCUACAAACUUUUCAACAUUGUCAGCCACGGCUUUGCAUUGGUUUACGCUUCUGAGAACUCUCCCGCACGACGAAGAUCCUACGCAAUUCGACACACAUCCUAUGUUUUUGGACAAUUCUUUGCUUGGGUUCACAUUCUCCGUCACGACACACAGUUCCUUAUGCCACCUGAUGCUGAUCCUAAUAGCAAAGAAAUCAACAAAAUCUUGGGAGAUAUUCGUAUGACUCUUCUCACUGAUUCAAGUCUUUCACCCUUCAUGCUAUGGUCUGGUGAGCAACUUGCAAUCAGUGAGAUUAUGAUCGUGCGAGAUACCAAGGAAGACGGAGGACAAGUUCGUUGCAUGGGGUUUGCGACGUUCUGUCAACGAUGGAAAGCAGAUGAGGAGUUCAGAGCUUGGUUUGCUCCAAUUGAAGAAGGGUUGGCUGUUCUUAGUACUAGCACAGAGAACGCCAAUUCGGAACGGUUGCAGUCCUUACAGCACCUGCUCGUUGAUCUGUUGGAGCAUCUGACUGAACACCGUUCGACCUCCGAUAUAUUUCGUUGUCUUGUGGCACCUAUUUGGUGUAGUUGUAAGCAAUGCAAAACGGGGCAAGAGAGCGCAAUGGGGGAAAGGAAGGAACGAGGGAGGUAUGCAUGGCUAACGAGGAAGUAAACUAG